AUGGCGGGUCGGCCGAGAGUCUACUUCGACAUAACCAUCGCAGACCGCAAGGAGGGUCGAGUCGUCUUCGAGUUGUACAACGAUGUCGUUCCUAAGACCGCGGAGAACUUUCGAGCGCUAUGUACCGGCGAAAAAGGCAAGGGAAAGCAGGGCAAGCCGCUGAGCUACAAAGGUUCAAUAUUCCAUCGAGUCAUCAAGUCCUUCAUGAUCCAAGGCGGUGACUUCACCAACUUCAACGGCACUGGCGGCGAGUCAAUCUACGGCGAGAAGUUUGAUGACGAGAACUUCGACCUCAAGCACGACAAGCCAUUCCUCCUGUCCAUGGCGAACUCAGGUCCGGGCACCAACGGCUCCCAGUUCUUCGUCACGACCGUUCCCACACCUCAUCUCGACGGCAAGCAUGUUGUAUACGGCGAGGUCAUCAACGGCAAGAACAUCAUUCGGAAAAUCGAGAACUUACCCACCCAGUCCGACAAGCCACAAGGAGGAGAUGUGGUCAUUGCAGACUGCGGCCAACUCGAGGGUGACAGCUACAACGCUGCAACCGAGAAGGCUCCUGAUGCGACCGGCGAUCCCUACGAAGACUUUCCCGAUGACCAGGCCGAAGAUUUGAAAGGCGAGCAGUACUACAAGAUUGCUGCAGAUCUGAAAGACUACGGCAACAAGGCGUUCAAGGCUGGAGAUACCGAGACCGGAAUCGAGAAAUACCAGAAAGCUCUCCGCUACCUCAACGAGUAUCCUGCGGCCAACGACUCCGAUCCCAAGGAUCUCCAAGCUCAGCUUGACGCCCUCCGUUUCACUCUCCACUCCAAUUCGACCCUGCUUGCAAACAAGGCAAAGCGAUAUUCGGAAGCCGAGAAAUGGGGUGGUUUCGCACUCGACUGUAUGCCCAAGGAUACCAAAGACCAGGACAAGGCCAAGGUUUACUACCGUCGUGCUCUGGCUCGAGUGGCACUCAAAGACCUCGACUCGGCAGUCAAGGACCUCGAGCAGGCCGCUAAGCUCGCUCCGGAAGACGCUGGUAUCAAGAAAGAGCUAGCGUCGACCAAGAGCCAAGUCCAGAAGAGCAUACAGAAGGAGAAGGCCAGCAUGAAGAAGUUCUUCUCUUAG
This is a messenger RNA of Cyphellophora attinorum, 1110 nucleotides long. RefSeq names its product Peptidyl-prolyl cis-trans isomerase D. Gene Ontology annotation, molecular function: peptidyl-prolyl cis-trans isomerase activity; protein binding. The coding region runs from base 1 to 1110 and encodes 369 amino acids. The transcript has 4 exons. Gene Ontology annotation, cellular component: intracellular membrane-bounded organelle. The record is from RefSeq and is a predicted model, not a curated record. Gene Ontology annotation, biological process: protein folding; protein peptidyl-prolyl isomerization. Lineage: Eukaryota; Fungi; Ascomycota; Eurotiomycetes; Chaetothyriales; Cyphellophoraceae.